AUUGCAGAGCAGAGGUUUUUUUCCCCCAUUUCGCUUCAUUUUGAUUGGUGGAUUGGCACUUUAAAUAAAGGUUUCUGAUCUUCCCUGAAUGAGAAAUACACAGCAAGUCCCAGGCACAGUUCAGAAAAAAUUUAAGUCUUCUUUUCUCAGCCUUAUCUUGGUUGGCAUCUCCGGGCCGAAAGCACGGUGCCUGUCGGCAUUGCAGAUCCCACUUUUCAAAAUGAAGGACCUGAUACUGAUCAUGUGCCUCUUAGGAGUGAGUUUUGCAGUUCCGGUGUUUCCUCAGCAACCUGGGACCCCAGGCAUGGCUAGUUUGAGCCUUGAGACAAUGAGACAGUUGGGAAGUUUGCAGGGAUUAAACACACUUUCUCAGUAUUCUAGAUUUGGCUUUGGGAAAUCUCUUAAUUCUCUGUGGGUGCAUGGUCUCCUUCCACCACAUUCUGCUUUCCCAUGGAUGCGACCAAGGGAACAUGAAACUCAACAGUAUGAAUAUUCUUUGCCUGUUCAUCCCCCACCUCUACCAUCACAGCAGUCCCUGCAACCUCAACAGCCUGGGCAGAAACUUUUCCCCCAGCCCACUGUGCCAACUGCCAUCCAGAACACAGCCCAGAAGAGCCUGCUACAGCCUGCAUUUCACCAGGGACAGCUGCCCUUGCAGCAAAAUGAGUCUCCAAUGAUUCAGCAGCAGGUGGCACCAUCAGAUAAGCCACCAAAGCCUGAGUUGCCAAGAAUGGAUUUUGCUGGUCCACAAAGUCCACCAAUGUUCCAAAUUGCCCGUUUGAUAUCUCAAGGAUCAGUGCCACAAAAUAAACAAUCUCCACUUUAUCCAGGAAUGUUUUACAUGUCUUAUGGAGCAAAUCAAUUGAACGCCCCUGCCAGACUUGGCAUCAUGAGCUCAGAAGAAAUAGCGGGGGGCAGAGGAGGCCCCAUGGCCUAUGGAGCUGUGUUCCCAGGAUUUGGAGGCCUAAGGUCCAGCUUUGGGCGAAUGCCCACUAAUCAAGCCAUGGGUGGUGACUUUACUCUGGAAUUUGACUCCCCAGUCACUGCAACCAAAGGCCCUGAGAAGGGAGAAGGAGGUGCACAAGGCUCCGCCAUGCCAGAGACCAACCCAGCCAAUCCAGAAAACCCAGCUCUCCUUACAGAUGUAGCUACUGGUGCCCACGGAGGGCUUCUUGCUUUCCCUAACGGCAACAUUGCCAGCUUGGCACGGGGCCCUGCAGGGCAGAGCAGGGGACUCCCCAAGGUCACGCCAGCAGCCAAUGACCCACUGGUGACCCCUGGAUUAACUGAUGCUUAUGGGACCUAUACCGCUGACAUGACCACGCCCCUGGGUCUCCAGGAAGAAGCCACCACCGAUACCACAGCAACCCCAGACACAAUGCAAACGUCAAUGCCAGGAAACAAGGCCCAGCAGCCCCAGAUUAUGCAUGAUGCGUGGCAUUUCCAAGAGCCCUGAAAGCCUUGAGAUAGUUGCGUCCUGUAUGCACAAGCUUCUCAGCUUUGCCCCGAUAGUGUAUCUUUUUGCUAAAACACUUAUUAACCUUCUGCAGCAAAGGUAUUACCAGCACCAAGCAUAUAUUAAUAAAUAAAAGUGGCUAGCAGCAAUGUAGGCCCCUUCUUGCUUUUAUUCUCUUAUCGAAAUAAAUGUAUGGGUUGUCACUGUGAUUUAGAGAUACUAUCGGUAAUGUCAGAGCAAGUCUAAGGGUCUCCGAAUUUGAUAACCACUGUUGUUUAGCUGUCUUAGGUGUUAUAGAAUUGCUCCUACUAGCGUACCACUAUUAUAUCCAGGAAAUGUGACACUGCUUUGGAAGGUUUUCUCUAAGCAAAGACACAUGUUCUCAGAAUUAUAAGCUAUUUCAUUCAAACUUUAUUUAAUGGGGAUUGGUGGAGAACCCUUGACUGGCAUUACUGGGUUUGGUAUAUUGGAUUUAAAAGUCUUGUUUGUAGAGUAUUUUAUUUAAUCUAGUAAAAAUCAUCUAACCUAUUUUAAAUAAAGAAUUUUUCUCACUGAAAGUAUCAGGAGUUAUGCUUAUUGUUUUUAUACUUAAAUGGUUAGGAAAAGCAUACUUACCCCCAUCUUUGCUACUCUUUCACUCAUUUUAUUCAAUUCAUUCAGUCCUUCACUGAAAGUUUAUUGAGUAUCUACCAAUGUCCUAGGCACUGUUCUAGACGUCGGGGAUAUAUACCCUUUCCUCACAGAGCUUACAAUGGUGAUGAUUGACAAGUAUACAAUCACAAUAAUAACAGUAACAGUCACUCUAGGCCAGGCUCAAGUACUUUACAUACGUUAUCUCACAAAAACACU
Loxodonta africana (African savanna elephant) is the source of this 2305-nucleotide messenger RNA. It is a transcript of the gene AMBN, whose product is annotated as ameloblastin. Gene Ontology annotation, molecular function: structural constituent of tooth enamel; growth factor activity. Bases 89 to 1456 code for a protein of 455 amino acids. Lineage: Eukaryota; Metazoa; Chordata; Mammalia; Proboscidea; Elephantidae. The record is from RefSeq and is a predicted model, not a curated record. The transcript has 11 exons. Gene Ontology annotation, biological process: cell adhesion; odontogenesis of dentin-containing tooth.